CCAAGCUCUUACUUGACUCACGGUGAGUCUCGUUAUCCUCUCCAAUCACGUACUAGGAUGAACACUUGGUAAAAGGUCCGACAUAAGCCGUCCGAUGGUCGUAGCCAUUUCGCUUACAACCUUGGGUCGGCCGGAUGAAGUCAGGAACAAAAAAUAAACUGAAAAGAUCUGACAUUAUUCGCCUGCCAUUGAAGCAUUAGAGGUUGAAAAACGUCACUUACAGAUGCUAACGUUACCGCUCAUAGGAAUAUACGUAGCUACCUAUAGAUCUGCGGAAGCCGCACGCACUCCCGAUACCAUGGCCGUGAGAGUACAGGGUCGUGGUGAUGAUGCCAUGUCACCGCCUCAUUUUUCCAGACCGUCAGUGGCACGUGGCCCGUCCAUAGGAGAAUAUAGAGCACACCUUCCCGAAGGUACAGUCAGAUCUGGGAUUCCAUUAUCAUCACCACCCGAUUUGCGCCAUUCAUUCAAGCCAGUCCGAAGCGGCUCCGCCCGGUGGAGCCUAGGUCGAGACGAACGCGACGAUAUCACACGAAGUGCCUACCCGGAUAUGCGACGAUCGGAACAUUGGCACCAGCGUCACGAUAUCUCGCCCCCGCCGCAUCGCAGAAGCCCCAUAAAUUACGAACGUGAGCGGUUGGGCGAUUCGCGGUCACCGCCUACCCUUAGACGCAACGAUAUAUCGCCACAUCAAAGACAACGAUCCCGCGAAGAAGAUCCCUGGGAUCGACCACGAUCGCCGCCGCGAGCGGAUCGGUCACCGUUCAACGGGACGGUGCCCUUCCACGGAGAACAUCGUGCAUCGUCGCGCCAGGCCCACGGACCUCACGAGCAGAUCUCCGAUCCAAACAUACAACGUCGGCAUUCGAAUUUGUCUUGGACCUCUAAGCCUAGCCCGAAAGUCACAACUGAAGUUAACGGCAUCAAGAAUGUUCCUCUGGGGCCAGCUCGUGGCGUGUCAACAUCGUCCGCAAAGCUGAAGGUCCCGUCAUCUCUGGAGCCCGAGAUUAAACGGGCACCACACGUCUUCAUUUCAGAGAGCUCUGUCCCUGCUAUGCUGGCGACUGUACCUCAUAUUAAAAAUAUCAUCAACGCCGAUCGACCUUUGUCAAUUGGUGUAGAUACCUCGGGCUACUACAUCACUUUCGACAACACUCCCGCAGGACUUCUCGACUUAGAAUCUUGUGUCAAAAGACUGAAUGGCGAGCGCCUUUUCGGUCAAUACAUCAUUCGCGCUGAAGCGUUUCCCAAAGGACGAGUAGAUGCAAGCACCCCAAAGAGGUCCUUAUCAUCUCUGCCUUCACCUUCCGAUCUUGACUCCCGUCGCAAGCUUGGUGAUGAAAUCUCAGUCGGUACCGGUAGUACCACCUCUUCUGGCACCAAAGUCCCGAAAUGUCACAUCUGUAAAGGCCGCGCUGAAGACGAGCCGCUUAUCGAAUGUCAAUCAGUGGGGUGUACCCGACGCUAUCACCGUCACUGCCUGGGGAAUGCUGCCCCCGAGUCUUCGAAAGACUGGCGAUGCCACAGGUGCGUGCAGAAAGGUGUGGCCUUGAAGCAUAAACGAACUUUCUCCGACUUUACAGCCUCGGAAGACAAGGACGCCAGUAAGGUGUCAUCGAAAGAUGAAGGUAUCAUCGCCUCCAAGAAGCCGCGUUUGGACGAUGCAAAGGAAGAAUCUGGGGAAUCUCCCCCGCGCACAGAAGCUCGUCACCUUAAACAAGCUGAGACUCGUACAGACUCAUUUGACAGAAAUUUGUUUGCUGGCGUGAUGAAAAUACUGGGAGUUGAAAAUCGAAAUCUUUUCACGCCGAGUCAAGCUUCAAAAACGAUUGCUGAGACACCACGAGUACCCGGCGAGGUCGAAGACUCGGACUCAGCUCAUCUCGAAAACUUGGUACAUCAAAGUUUUGCGCCCGCCGGCAGCAAGUCAAAGGCAUCCUCCACAAAGCAGACACAGCCGACACGGUUUAAAUACACGAGGACGAAAGUGCAGCCAGCCGCCAUCUCAGAUGUGGAUAGUGGCGAUAUUGCUCUUGCCGAGCUCGACCAGCCGAGAUCAGCAUCAGUUGAGCAUUUAGAUGGCACAGAGACCCAUAACCAAACUCCACACGAAGCACCACAAGAGCAGUCACGAGAUGUACUACCUUCGAUUCGUGAACAACUCGGAGUACGUCCCACGCGGUCGAUUGCAGUAUCAGAUCUGCUUUCCCACCCACAGCCCUCCGAGUCUCGAAAGCCUCCGGAAGAAGAUCCUGCAUUUGCUGCAUUCACGCAAGAUCUUGCCAGAACCAUCAACGAGUCGAGCAUCAACGAACCGACACAUACCCCUGGUGGUUCCGAAGCAAAGUCUCAUAAAUUACCUACGAGACGCGGGUUCCGGAAACAGGCGCCCACGACUCCGGAGAUCGAGCUCUGUAGUCAAUGCAAGGUCGCUAAAGUACCCAAGCGUCCUGGCGGAGAAGCACCGCUGUGUAUAAAUUGCAAAAGCUCCAGUCGACCAGCCGGAGUGACGAAGAAACCAGAUGUAGAGCGGACCGGGGAAACAGCGGCACGAGCCGUGCAAUCGAUCGAGAGCGACGAUGAGGGCGAUUCAACUUUGGUCGGCCAUAAGGGCAGCGACACAAUAGUGCUUGACAUACAAACGGCUGCUACGCAAAGCGGUAGGAAAUCGCUGAAACCCGGCAAACUUCCUGUUUCGUCCUCGGAUGGCGAAGACGCUGGGCACUCGCCUCGGACACGCCCAAGUGGCUCUACAGCUUAUAACACGGGGCAGCGCAGGGUCGUCACCCGACCUAGUCAGCGCCGCAAGGCAAUUUCCGACUUUGAUCUCGGCGACUCGCACUAUCGGCCUAAGUGGACCUACGUGCGACUCAUCGGUAUGGCGCUGCUGGCUGCUCCAGGACAUCGCCUUCAGCCGAUCUCCGUGCCUCAGUGGAUUCAUGACAACAUUCCUGGAUAUGACAUGAACGAGGGGCGCUGGAAAGAAAGUAUCAAAGCGACCAUGAAUCUGAACUCGCAGAACAAAUACGGCAUGCAGCUUAUGACGCGUGUGCCGUGUAAGGAGGGCGACGGCGGCUCAGGCCAAGGGUACUGGUACGUCCUUCUCCCUGAGCUAGUGGGAAAGAUUGCUCGUUGGGACUCAGUGAAUAAGUGUAUGAUCAUGCCCAGCGGGGAUGGUGCGCCGAUGAGAAUUGGUGGAGAUCAAGAUCGUGAUUGCGACGGCGUGGGCGGGCCCGAAAUCGGCGAUGCGAUCCUCAUAGCCGAUGACGACCAUGCAAGUGACAGGAGCAACAUUAACGCGGGGUCCGCCGAUGAAGAAGACGGAGACGGUGAUACAUCCGACGCCGUCGAUGAAACUGAUCAUCACGACCCUGCCGAAGCUAUGGACUGGCAACCCAGUGCGGCCACGAUCGAAGGCUCGAGAACGAUCCGGCCAUUCUCUCGAAGUAAUAAAUCUAUGAAUGAAUCUGGCCAACAGAGCGCAAGUCACUCCACAGGAAAUUCCCCAAGAGUGAAACAGGGAUGGUCUACAGGGCGACUGAAGCGGCCUCCUUCAAAGCGAGGCCGAGAAGCUAGGAAUCAAUCCCCAAACUCAGAUGACAGCAAUGCUGCCGUGCCUGGCGGUCAAGACGGCACCGCUCCAGACCAGCCUCACUCGAAAAAGGACUCGGGCCAUCCUGCAGUUCAAACUCGCACAACGAGCAAGAGCAGCGCUACCUCCUCAUCUUUGUCCAUUCGCCAGAAGCCCCAAUCCUCUCUGCAUCAACCCGCCGAGAAGCCUUUAUCCAAAUCCCUCUUCGCCACCUGGCCUCAAUACCUCCCCAUCGACCCAAUCCAUCACGCCCAGCAAAUACAACGCCGUCCUUCCCGGAAACAGCUCUUCGGCAAACCCCCUCUUCACUCCCGCCUCGGCGCCGCAGACAUCACGACGUUCUUCCACGCCACCAACAAUAAUGGUACCACCGCACCGGUAGCAGUAACGACUGGCAUCAACACCACCACUGAUAACCUCCCCGAUAACGUUGAUGCGGCUAACGACCCCCGGAACUGGCGCUCCGACGCCACGAGUGUGCGGCAUUGUGCCUCCGUUGAGGAAUUCUUCGGCUUGAAUGCGGCGACGACAUUAGUGCCGAUGGUCAGCGGGACAGAGCUGUGCUUCAAACGUGAGGUUGAUACGGGGAGAAGAGCGAAGGUUUUGUAUCACACGGGUGUUUGAGCAUUUGGGUGCCGAGGACGGGCGAGAUACCUUUUCCCGUCCUCCUUGGUCCUUCUGUGUCACUCAAAUUCGGGUUUCUUCGUUUACCGAGGCGCUGAUGGCGGGCUUUACUGGGAGUUGCAUGGAUGUUUCAUUGUAUUUGCCCCUGUUUCUUUUUCUUGUUUUUUCCAUGGGGGCGUUGAGGGUUUGGCAGUUCUCUCUGCCCUCUCUGUCGGCUGAUGAUUAAGAAUCAUCAAACUCCUACAUACUCGUACGGUCUUUACUUUUAUUCACUUGGAAAUUUUCAC
Dissoconium aciculare CBS 342.82 is the source of this 4503-nucleotide messenger RNA. RefSeq lists its product as uncharacterized. NCBI's taxonomy places the organism in Eukaryota, Fungi, Ascomycota, Dothideomycetes, Mycosphaerellales, Dissoconiaceae. The transcript has a single exon. Gene Ontology annotation, molecular function: DNA-binding transcription factor activity; sequence-specific DNA binding. Bases 224 to 4216 code for a protein of 1330 amino acids. The record is from RefSeq and is a predicted model, not a curated record. Gene Ontology annotation, biological process: regulation of DNA-templated transcription.